AUGGGUUAAUCGCAAUCCCAAAAUUUAGAAUAAUCACGUAUGAGUGUUCCAAAAAUCAACUAAUUACAAUUUUGGAAAUCAGUGAAUGAUAUUCGUUAUGGUGAAAUCAAAGUCUACAAAUUAAAUGAUGGUCAUGCAGUUGCUGUAAAAGAUCACAUCUUUCAAGACGAGGGAUAAUGGCAUCUCUUUCGAGAACAAGCAGAAUAAUAAAUGUAAUCUAGAUAGAAAGAUCUAUUCCUAAUUGAAAUGCUGGAUUUAUAAUUUAUCACGGAAAAAGAACUAUGCACUCAAAUGACUUAAGCACAUAGUGUAUAUGAGUAUUUUGAUGAAUACUUGGAAAGACUUCUUGUAGAACAAGCUGCAUCUAAGCAACAUUUUGAAGAAAUAGAAAUAGCUGCCAUGCUACAUUGUACUUUGGUAGCCAUCUAAAAAUUGAGUAUUCAACAAAAGUCUCAUGGAGACAUUAGACCGCUUACCGUAAGUGUCACGUCAUUUCCUAAAAACUGUCCAAUCCGAUAAAAUGAACCCUAUCCUAUUUAUAAAUUAACCGAUGUUCAAUAACUAACAGACUUAAAUGCUUUCAAAAGAUGUGUUACUAAAUAAUUAGGGAACUAUAAUUUAAGUCCUGAAUAAUUGCAAUUUCUCAAAUAAAAAGUGCUUCGACCCACUUACGAUCUUAACAAAUCUGAUGUAUUCAGUAUUGGUUUGACUGCCCUGUAGAUGGCAAUCCUCAAAAAUAUCAACGAUAUUUAUGACUAUACUCAUUAUUUACUUAGCACAGAAAAAUUAGAUGCGCACAUAAGAGAAAUGAAAACACUCUAUAGUGAACAAUUGUGUUCUAUAGUGUGUUAAUUAUUGUAAUUAGCUCCUGAAACUAGACCUAAUUCAAGACAGGCCAAUGAUCUGUUGAUUGGUUAUAAAUUUCAACUUGAAGAUUAUUUCAGAUAAUCAACUAUUUAAGAAAGCUUACCUAAUUAUUCUAUUGAUUUUAGAUAGCAAAAUAGUAAUCAAAAAUUAGAGUAAUAAGUGGUUAGCAGAGUUGUAGACACUACUGAUAUUUAUGAACAAUUAGAACUACUGGAAUAAAGAACUAAAAUAGCACUUCAAAGAAGUUAGGAUGCUUAAAAUAAGUGUCAAAAAACACCAGGCAAGUAAUUAGACUAAACCAGAAGUUGUUAAUUAUACAGCAAUUUAACUCCCAUUACCUAAUAAGAACUCUAGUUGUAAUUGAGUGAUUACAAACAAGAUAAUAUAAAUCAAUAGGCUACCUACUACAAUUAACAGAACAACUAUCCAAAACACGAAAUUAAUCAAUUUUAGAUCCAGGAACACGAACAAUAUCAAUACAAUUAAUUAGAAAUUGAAGAUAAACCUAAGCAAAAUGUAGUAGAAUAAUUGCCUCCUUCAAAUAUACAAGUUAUAGAACCAAGACCAAUAACUUACAAUGAAAAUAUAAUUAAAUAAUAAUAAUUAAUUGAGUCCAUUAAUACUGAUUAAACAAAAUCGUAUUAAUAUUCUCAAUAGUAUCAAAAUCAAUCAAAAUAUUAACAACAAUAAUAUUCUUAAUAAUAUCAAAAUCAAUCAAAGUAUCAACAAUAGCCAAGGUAAUCCCAGCUUCUUAGAGAUUAAGAAUUGACCAGAUAAUUGACUGGACAAUAGGAAGCAUUAUUAAACUAUUAGUAAGAACAAGAAAAUCACCUGCAGUCUCCUUAUUCCUCAAAAUAAGAUAUUCAUCAUCAAUUCGUAGAACACUUUGAUUCUAAAAAUCAAGUUGGAGUAAGAUUAUCAGGCACCUAAGCAUAAGUUCAGAGACAAUUGACUGGUUCCAUAGUGGAAACCAGAAGAUCGAUUCAUUAAUGA
Paramecium tetraurelia is the source of this 1860-nucleotide messenger RNA. RefSeq lists its product as uncharacterized. The record is from RefSeq and is a predicted model, not a curated record. Gene Ontology annotation, molecular function: ATP binding; protein kinase activity. Gene Ontology annotation, biological process: protein phosphorylation. Lineage: Eukaryota; Ciliophora; Oligohymenophorea; Peniculida; Parameciidae. The transcript is spliced from 3 exons.